Molecule: messenger RNA, 1731 nt
Organism: Porites lobata
Lineage: Eukaryota; Metazoa; Cnidaria; Anthozoa; Scleractinia; Poritidae
Source: the annotation of a GenBank genome assembly
ACCGUAAUUGUAAUUUGGUGUAACCAUAGUAAAAGACGAAUUGGAACCGUGAGACUAUUCGCUAUAGUAUUUCGUUGUUACGUUAUGGAUCCAAUCGAAGAACAAGAUGGAACGAGAAGCAACAGUUUGGAUUUUGCUAACAUUGCCUUAGCAACUAAUGUAACAAGGCGAAGGCAGCGCACCCAAAAGGGAAAGGCAUUUAUCGCUCAUGUUAGAUGCACGGACUGCCAGACUUUAUUAGAAGCAUCCAACUUCAUAUGAAGGAAAUCGUUAGUUCGGCGACUGAUGAAGAAAAUGUGGACGUCUUCGAGAUGAAUUUAACUUCAUUUCGUAUUUCCGUGGAAGAGUUCAAGACGGGUUUCGCUGCUCUUUUAAAUGAUCUUGGGUCCGAGAAGGAUUUGGACGUUGCGAUCGACUGGUAUAUUAAUCAGAUUGGAAAGUUUAACGACUUUUUAGACAAACCUGUACGCUGGAUUUCAACUGCGAAAGAGACAAUCGAACAUAGCUUGGAAACAAGAUCUCAAGUUGGCUCGUUAUAUUCUACAUCGCGUCGUUCAAAGGCAUCCUCUAGAUAUUCUGGCAGAUCGAUUACCACUAGCAGAGCGAAAGAGAAAUCCAAAGCCGCCGAGUUAAUAGGCAGAGUUGGUAUGUUGGAAAAAAGGAAAGAGUUGGAGUUGAGAGUCGAGAAGUCACUCUUUGAAGAGCAGUUGGCAGUUGCUCGCGUUCGAGAGGCCGUGUUCGCUGAAAUUGAUAGUGGUAUCUGCGAUGCGAAUUUAACUGGUCGUCAAGAAUUGCCUCCGAAGGAUUCUUUUGUACAGGUAUCUACUUCUACUGGGCAGAUUCUUUUAAUAAGUGCCGGAGCGCGAUGUCAACCCCAAUCUACCGGUCUAUCCUCAACCAUCCUCACAAUUUACAAAGCAUGGUAACCAAGCUUCCAUUUACGCUUCAAGACCGAUGGCGCCGAGAAGCAAAUAAAAGGAGAGUGUAGGUGGAGUGAUCGCCUCCUUCGCCGACCUCUUGAACUUCGUUGAUGCAGAAGAGGGAUAUCGCGACCGACCCAGUCUUCUCUCGAGAAGCGCUCCGUCGUUUGGAUGGUACCUCAAAUCGACCUGAUCGUUUCAGCAAAGACAGAGGUAAAAGCUUUGGCAAGUCUAAAACGUCUAGGAACCAUAAUGGUAUUUCACAUCACGCCUCCAGUCAUGCGACAGAUGUGUCCGCUGACCAACAGUCUGGUUCACGCAAUCCCGGUAGCCUCUGUAAGUUCUGUAACAAGAAUCAUGAUUUGGACGACUGUCAAGAAUACUUGAGCAAAUCCUUGUCACAAAGGAAGGAUUUCCUAUGAAGAAAUCAAUCUGCUUUGCCUGCUACAAUCCUGGACAUAGAUCCAAAGGUUGUGCCCAGCGAAGGACCUGUAAGAGCUGUUCACGUCGACACCCAACGGGUCUAGAUGAUGAUAGCUUCUCCCUCAAUCAGGAGGCCUCCAAGCAGGUUAACUCCACUCCUCCGCAACGAAAGGAGAACGUUUCGAAUGCUCACGCGGAGGUGGAUGAAGCCCUCUGCAAUGCCGUAGGUACCGAGGGUUCAGUAACCGCCGUUCCUGUAGUUCCUGCUAGCCUGAAAUCUGCUGAGGUCCUUACUUACGCCAUGCUUGAUACCGGCAGUACCGGUUCAUUCCUUCUUGACGACAUCACGGCCACCUCUGGGGUGAAGGGCGUGAAUACACAGCUUAUG